Molecule: messenger RNA, 681 nt
Organism: Aspergillus brunneoviolaceus CBS 621.78
Lineage: Eukaryota; Fungi; Ascomycota; Eurotiomycetes; Eurotiales; Aspergillaceae
Exons: 1
Coding region: 89-463 (124 amino acids)
Source: RefSeq, a predicted model, not a curated record
AAGUUCCCUAACUUAUUUAGGUACGUAGGCUAAGUUUUUACGUUACUGUACUGUAAGUACUCCGUACUAAUGAAAAACAUCAAUACACAUGCUUGUUGCUCAAAACUUCCCUGAUAAAGACCACUGCUUAAACUGCAGAACGCCAGACCUACCUUCAUCGCUGGCGCUGCCCAUGUGUCUCCAAAGAGUCUCUUUUAUAUCUAUGGGCAGAAGGUGGUCUACCAGAAUAGCAACAAAACCGAACAUGAAAAGGGAGAAAAAGACAGUCGGAGGAGAAGGAGAAGGAGAAGCAGGAGAGAGAGGAGAGAGAGAAGGAGAGAGAGAGGGAGAGAAAAAGAUUCUUAUGUGUAGCAGAAGUUGUAGAGAUCGGCUGGAAUUGUUUUUCUGUCUGGCAGUGAUACCUACCAUAAUUUAUACCCUAGCACCCCUUAGAAAAAGGCUUCGACGCAAUUUUUGUUUUUAGGAAUGCCGGAAGGCUAAUCUGGAUUACUGUUUUCUGUAUGAAGGUCAACGUGUUACGGGCACUAUUAUAGACAAAUCAAUUAUAAAGAACAUAUAGAAAGUAUGUAGAAAGUAAAGUCCAACAAAUUACCCGGUACGAUCUGCUCUAAUUAGCAGCAAAUUAGAUUUGUGGUUGAUCAAGAGUUCCCGUGUAGUUAAUGCUAGAGGCGAGAAGAUACG